Messenger RNA from Candidula unifasciata, 808 nucleotides. Lineage: Eukaryota; Metazoa; Mollusca; Gastropoda; Stylommatophora; Geomitridae. The record is from the annotation of a GenBank genome assembly.
UACCCGAGCAGUUGCCAUCGCCUUUGCUGUGAUUCUGGGGGUCCUACUUCUGAUCGCACUCGUCGCCUUGCUCAUCUACUGCUGGUUGAAGAGAAGCAAGCGCGGCAAGAACAGAACGGACUGGCGACACAAAGACACCACUUUAACAGAAAUGUCCUCAAACAAGAACAAAAACAAAAACAUGAGGAAUGGAUACCCAGCCGCGUUCUUUGGCCCAAUCGUGAAAGUCAACAGACUUAUCCAAACAGGAGACCCCGAAGUGGAGCCCAAAGAUAAAAUACUUUGGGGCCGUAUCAACCGCUGGUCCUCAGAUCCGUCUGCCAGAUCCGGCCCCCCAAGACGGACCUGGGACCGCUCAGUCCGGCCGAUGGACAACUUUUCGCAGACGACAGAUGAUGAUAUGUAUCGAUACAAGCAAAUUGCCCUGGCCAACAAAAUCGAGUCUAUUUCGCAGACAGAAUCAUCAUCCCAAUCUCCUUUCCAAAGCGACAUCAUUGAAUUUCAAGAAAAGGCGAUUCAAACUCCAGCUUCCAACGUGAAUAACAACGACUACAGCAAAACGGUUAAGGAUAAGAACAAGCAAUACCUCGCGACGUGGACGCCCAGGGCUCCAUGGAGACCAAGCGCACAACAUAAGAGUCUUACGAAAACCAAACCAUUAAAUCCAAACGCUUCGAAUAACGGCCCGAUAGAAAUGGAACCAUUCUAUGCAGUUCAUAGAUGCCCUCCAGAGUCUGGCCAUACAGAACAAUCUGGCUUACAAACGUCGGUCCAUAACAGAUCAAGUGAGAUGGAUUAUAGCAGUUAA